Molecule: messenger RNA, 2519 nt
Organism: Hemiscyllium ocellatum (epaulette shark)
Lineage: Eukaryota; Metazoa; Chordata; Chondrichthyes; Orectolobiformes; Hemiscylliidae
Gene: ska3
Product: spindle and kinetochore associated complex subunit 3
Exons: 11
Coding region: 315-1703 (462 amino acids)
Biological process (GO): chromosome segregation; mitotic cell cycle
Cellular component (GO): outer kinetochore; spindle microtubule
Source: RefSeq, a predicted model, not a curated record
UGUAUGCGCAUGCGCGGCGAGUGGGACCCGUUUUUGAAGUCGAUUUUAAAUUGAGUGGCGCGAGGUUUCAAUAGGAACCAAUUGUUUCGGUGGCGAGUUUAAACGUUACUGAGUUUUAUUGCUGGGGUAUUAAAAGCAACUUGAUGUUUCAUGGAACCUUAGAGCAUGACCACACGGCUUAGAGGGAACAUUGGUUGUAGGUCUGAAGGAGAGUACAGCAAAGGAGCAAGGCUUGGAAAAAGUUGUUUUUUUCCCCCCUAUAAAGGCACGCAGCUUGAAGGCCUCGGCCUCACUCUCUCAGCAGAGCAGUUUUAAUGGAUCCAAUACAUAAUUUCUUCACCAAGUUGAGGACCCUUGCAAUAAAUUUGGAGAACGAAACCAAAUAUCUUGAUCAUGCUUUGAAUAAUGAGUCUGAUCAUGAAGAAGAAGCUCCAAAAAAGAUCCUUCAUGAGUUACAUUCUGAAGUCAGGCAUAUAAAGGCUGAUGUUCAAAAAAAAGUGGAAACCCUUAAUGAUGAAUACAGAGAAAAUAAUGAAUUAAUUAGAGCCUUCCGAAUACUACAACAAAAAAAUUGUGCAGAUCUUGAAGAAAUUGAAGAACACUUUCAGAAUUAUGGCUAUGAAUCCUUGAGUAGCAAAAAUGAAGAACCACAGGUUAAAUUAACGAGUACCGAAACAGUUGGAACUGAAAAUUCUGAACAUGAACUUGAAAAGCAAAAUAAUGAAGUUGCCACUCCACCACAUGAGAAGCCUUUGAACGACUCCUUACGUACCCCUCAACUUGAAGAUUUUGGACUUGGUCACUUAAUGUUUCAAAGUGCAUGGGGAGAGCCAGAAUGUAAUCAGGCCACAGAUCCCAAAAUCAGUCUGGAAUUCUCUGGAAAGAAGUGUUCUUCAACUUUGCAAGGUCCGAUUAUACCAAAGACACCAAAAUGCACAUUACGGCUGGAUGAUGAGAUGCUUCUCACUCCCAAGCUGGAACAUUUUGGUAUUACAGAACAUACUGGUUAUGUAAAUGACUUUACUUUGGCACUGUAUAAUAAAUCUGCUCAACCAGAGAUGAACAGUUGUACACCUAUACCAACAACUGAAGAAGAUCAGUGUGUUAAUUCUGUGUCAAAGCAGAUUGAAAAUGCUUCUGUGUCUUCUAUGACACAACAGGCAGAUCCCAACACUGGAGAUUUUCUGAAUUCUCCUUUGUCUCCCGUAUUUUGCACUCCUGGUCUGAGAAUUCAUAAAGAUUCCUCCCAAACUCCAGCAAAUGAAGAAAGGAAAUCAAAUGGCUCUCUACCAUCUCCAGUAUUGCCAUGUUUUGAAACACCAUGGCUGAAAAAGCAAUCUUCUUGUCAAAAUUCUAAGAAUGAAAAAACAACUACACCUAUAGAGAAAACUUCUUCAGAUUUAGAACAGCCUCCACCACCAGCCAUUAAUUCUAUGAAUUACCUUAUGAAUGGAUGCAACAAAUCACCAUCGCCACCACUGAUGAUAACUGAACAUGAAAUGCCACAGACACCAAAGGCCCCAAAAAUGGCUACACACAUUACUGCAGAUGUCCUUAAGAUUUUGUUGUCUUAUGAUGCAAAUUUAAGGACUCCGCAUGAUACAAGGCACAAAUAUAAUAAACACAACUUGACUUCUGUUAACCUAAUGGCCCCUGAACUGAGGAGCAACUCUGAAAAAGAAAAUGGUUUUUUUGGAGAGUAAUAUAUCCAACUUUGUCCAGUCUCGAUGAAAAGAAUUUUAAAAGAUAAGCUUGGUAUUGGAAAGGAAGUGUACGACAUUAAACAGCAAAUCAGACUGUGAGAUGAGACCAAAAUAUAUGAAGUGUUAUACAAAUGGAGAGAUCUGUACAAUUGAAUUAGUGAGUACAAAGCAACCAAAAAUCUCACUGGAGUAAAGUAUGCCAUGUAAACUGUACUAUGGAGGAAAAAAGUGUUGCUGAUAGUGUUUCCAUUCUUGCAUAUUAAGGUCAGAUUAAAGCUGUAACUGACAAUGAUUCUUAAAAUAAAUUGCAUUUAUAUUUGUUUGCUACCUCCUGGAGUAGUGAAAUUAUUUGGGUGUUUGAAGCCAAGCAUUCGUCAUAUUAAGGUAGAAUAAGAUGUCGCGUGAUGUUGAAAAUGUGAUUCUGCAUUUUAAUCAGAUUUCUUAUGAAAUUAGUACUUUCAUUAUUCACAAAAUCUAAGGAUGUAGAAGAUUUUAAUUUAGUUAAGUAACUAGUUUCAGAAGUAGUAGUCAAGAGCAGGAAAUUGGAAGGAAAAGUGCUGGAGAAACUCAGCAGGUGUGACCGCGUUUGUGGAGGGAGAAGCAGAGUUACCAUUUUGAGGCCAAUUUGACUUUUCAGAACUGCUGAACAGUUCCAAUGAAGUCUUACCAAAUUCAGUUAACUUUUCACCACAGGUGUUGCCAGACUUGUUUGGGGUUUUUUCCAGCAUCUUGGUUUUAGUUCCAAUCUAUUGUACUUUAACUUGAAUCCAUAUAUUUUGGACUUUCUUCUAAUCUCAACUUGCAUGUUUUAAUCUU